This is a messenger RNA of Dracunculus medinensis (Guinea worm), 2221 nucleotides long. The record is from the annotation of a GenBank genome assembly. Lineage: Eukaryota; Metazoa; Nematoda; Chromadorea; Rhabditida; Dracunculidae.
AUUCGAUCCAGACAUUAUUGUUGGUUAUAAUACUCAGCGUUAUUCCUGGAGUUAUUUAGUUGAACGAGCUGCAAAUGCUGGACGAAAUCUUCUUUCUGAGCUGUCUAGAUAUCGAGUUGCUUUAUCAGAUUAUUUUUGUGAUGAACGACAAUUAAUUAUCCGAGAUUUAUUUCCUCGAGGGCGUAUUUUAAUCAAUAUUUGGCGAAUUCUUCGAUCAGAACUUCCUUUAAGCUUUUAUAAUUUGAGAUCGUAUUGCCUUUCCAAUGUGAUUCAUCAUGUACUUGGUCGACGUUUUCCCAUGUAUUCAUUUCAAAUUUUGACUCAGUGGAUCCUUUCUUAUGAUUGCUAUCUAAGUGACCUCUUCAUACGGCAUUUUCUUACACGAACUUGUUUGAAUUUAAGUUUGUUAUGCCAUUUGAAUUUUUUCACGCGAACCGCUGAAAUGGCUCGUGUAUAUGGGAUUCAGUUUAUCGAAGUGCUUUCAAGAGGGUCGCAAUUCAGAGUUGAAUCAAUGCUUCUUCGGCUUGCUCGAAUACAAAAUUUCGUUGCUGCUAGUGUGAGUCCUGCCCAAAGAGAUUCCAUGUGUGCAACAGAAACUUUGCCUUUAACGAUGGAACCGCAGUCGGGUUUAUACAGAGAUCCUGUUAUCGUUUUGGAUUUCCAGUCGCUCUAUCCAUCUAUAAUAAUUGCGUAUAAUUAUUGUUUUACAACUUGCUUGGGCAAGUUUUCAUCCAUCAAAAAUUGUUUUCAAAAUCGAUCCAAUCAAUCUUCUGAAAGAAUUAUUCUUGGUGGUCUGCCUUAUUUUCUUCCCGUUGAUGAACUAAAAUUAAUGCUUACAAGAAAUGAAAUACAUAUUUCACCAGUUGGUGGUAUUUUUUGCAAGAAAUCUGUUCGUAGAGGAUUGCUGCCCAUAAUGUUAGAAGAAGUUCUUAAUACAAGGAUUAUGGUUAAGAAAGCUUGUAAAACUUACUGCAAUGAUAAGUAUCUUUCUCGAAUAUUACACGCUCGUCAACUUAUUUUGAAAUUAAUUUCUAAUGUAACCUAUGGAUAUUCAGCAGCAAAUUGGAGUGGCCGAAUGCCUUGUGUUGAGGUUGCCGACGCAAUUGUUAGCAAGGGUAGGGAAGCUCUUGAAAGGGCCAUAUCUACGGUCAACAAUGGAAAUUAUUGUGGUGCACGUGUUAUUUAUGGUGAUACUGAUAGCAUAUUUGUUCUUUGUCCUGGAGCGACACGAGAAAAAGCUUUUGAGAUUGGAGAGAAAAUUGCUGCUGAUGUAACAAAUUCAAAUCCAACACCUAUAAAAUUGAAACUGGAAAAAAUAAUGCAUCCAUUAAUAUUGGAAACGAAAAAGCGAUAUGUUGGGAUGAGCUUUGAAAAAAGUACAGAUGAAGAAGGUGUCUUUGAUGCCAAAGGUAUCGAAACCGUACGACGCGAUUCUUGUCCUUUUGUUUCCAGGGUGUUGGAAAAAGCAUUGCGGUUAUUGUUUGCCAACAACAUGGGUGCAAUGGUUCGAUAUCUUGAUAUGGAAUUUUCAAAUCUUGACAAAUUGAAUAUAUCAGAUUUUGUUUUCGCACGCGAAUAUCAUCAUCAUUAUUCACCAAAUGCUGUUGUUGCUGCCAAACGUAUCGCUGAGAAGCGAAAAGCUAUUUGUCUUCGAUAUGAACCUGAAGCAGGUGAAAGAGUACCUUAUGUCAUUAUUGCAGGGCCACCUAAAAGUUCAGUAAUAUCAUGUGUUCGUGAAUUGCAGGAUUUUUUAUCAAAUAAACAUUUGCUUCUAAAUUAUGAGUAUUAUAUGCAGAGGCAUAUGUUACCUGCAUUAAAUAGAAUGUUACAACAUGUACCAAUGCGACUUGAAUGGCGAAUGUCGUCAGUGAAUGUGUGUCUCAGUUGUCGAGCUCUGGGUGCAUUUCCAUGGUGCACGCAAUGCAUUCGUCGUCCUGAAGCACUUUUGCCCACUGUUCUUGACUUAUGUCGCGAACAAAGAAAAUCUGCUAUAAUGGAUAGACUUUGUCGACAAUGCAAUGGUACUGACAAUCUUUUUAUCAUUUUAUUGUCAAUAGGACUUCGUUCUGUGGAUAUCGAAUAUUCAAAUUGCAAAAACAUGACUUGCUUAGUAAUGCAAAAACGUGUUAAAAUGAAAAGAUCUCAUUUGGUGGAAGCAGUCUGCCAACACAUUUGUUCGUCUGAAAGUGAAUAUCUUAAGUUUUACGAAAAAUAUCUUUAA